This is a messenger RNA of Mytilus californianus (California mussel), 4325 nucleotides long. RefSeq lists its product as uncharacterized. Bases 168 to 3917 code for a protein of 1249 amino acids. Gene Ontology annotation, molecular function: ATP binding; protein kinase activity. The record is from RefSeq and is a predicted model, not a curated record. The transcript is spliced from 9 exons. Lineage: Eukaryota; Metazoa; Mollusca; Bivalvia; Mytilida; Mytilidae. Gene Ontology annotation, biological process: protein phosphorylation.
UAGCAUUCGUUAAUACACUGAUAGGUUGGAUAUGCUUUUCUUUAUGUAGGCCUAUCCGUUGAUAUGCUUUACUUUAUGUAGGCCUAUCCGUUGAAUGUGACAAUAUCAUGGAAUAAGGCAUUCUAUUUGGAUUGGAUAAUUUCUUGCAAGGUAAACUUAAAAGGAAAAUGGAUUUGGCGCUGGACGAUACUACGAAAACUUACAGACCUGGACCAGAGAGAGCGCAGACAUUAGCUAUUUCGCGCGAGAGUAUUGAGCAGGCAGACGACUAUGGGGAUAUUUUUGAAAUUGCUGACACAAUGGGCAUAGAUUUAGUCGGUCUUGACGAAAUAGAAGAUAUGAAAACAAGGCUGCUACUUUUCUACAACAAAUGUGAAGGUGAACCGAAUUACAAAGACGUGGUUGGAAAUUCAAUGGUAUCUAUGAGGACAGAAAAUAGAAAGAAAAGGGAGAAACUGUUAAAACUUCUGACGGACACCAGAGACAGACUAGGCCCAGUUCCCGCAGAACAUUCUAAGGACGGGCUAUCGAGGCGUGGAAGUGCUGUUAUCAAAGGCUUCCUUAAAUCAGAAGGAACCAUACAAAACUUGGAUCUAGAUAUCAACAAUAAAAUAGAAGCUUUAAAGCGUGACGACUGUACUAUUGUAGUUUCUGGUGAAACAUCCGCCGGAAAAUCCAGUAUUUUGAAUUUGUUGUUUGGCGAAGAAGUUGUUCCGACAUUUUUUGGAAGCUGUACAUCUGUAAUUACCCGAAUUUGCUAUUACAAACAAAGACGAGCCAAAAUAAUAUAUACGAAUGGAAAAGUUGAGAAAAUCAGAAACAUCCCACCCGGCGAAAUAUGCACAAAGCUGAAGCCAUUUUUAUUUAUUACCGAUGAUUCUGAACGGGACAAGGCAACCUCAAUAAGAGAAGUUAAAAUUUAUGUACCAGCUAAAAUUUUAGAGUGUGGACUUGUUGUUGUUGACUCACCAGGAAUAGGAGAAAACGAUGAAAUGGACAAAGUUAUCAUAAACUUUGUUAAUGAGAAUCAGAUAAAUGGGUUUCUGUAUGCCAUAAAAUCUGAUAAUGCUGGAGGAGUUGAUGAAGACAGGCUUAUAGGACUUUUAAAAGUAAUUUUGGAGAGAGAGAAGGAGAAGACAGAGAAAGGAAUGUUACCAUUUGAUUCUCAUUGUGCUCUUUUUGUUUGUAAUUUUUGGGACCUCAUCGCAGAAGAUCAAACUGAGACAGUGUUUAAUCAUGCAUAUAACAGAUUGAAAUCAAUAUGGCCGAAUAUGACAAUAACUCAACUGAUGAAGUUUUCAGCCUUCAAAGCAAAGAUGGAGUGCGACAUUGACCCAGACUUCAUCGUUGAUAAUUAUAAACAACUUCUGGACAAUAUCAGAAACGUAUACAAUAAGGCAAUGGACAUCCGUGUUAUUUCUACCUAUAAAUGGCUUGAAACUGUUUUGAAGAGAAGCGUUCACCAUUUGAAAACAAUAGUACAUAGAAUUGAUAAUUCAGAAAAAGACUUAGAAUCAAAGAUGAGAAGUGUUUGGGAUAAACUUAACACUCUUAAAAUGAAAUCUGAACUUACUAUAAACGAUCUCAGAAAGCAAAUACAAGAGGAAACAGAUGAAAUUUGCCGCGAAUUUGGUACGUACUUACAGAUGCCAAAAACUCGAAUGGCAAUCACUUCUUGGAUUGAAAAUGAAUUGCCGGAUAUUGAAUCUUUCCAACACUUCGGGGAAUUAAAGGCAAACAUGGAAGAUUUAGCAGUUGGCAGGAUUUCAAGAGAACUAGAGAACUGGGAAGACGAACAAGGAAAAAUUAAACAAGUCAAAGAAAAUGUCGAGCGAUCCAUUCAAUUUAAAUUAAAUAUUCUGGAAGAUGAACUGCAAGUUAUUGAGGAUGACUUGCAGUCAGACGCAGGAAGCAUAACAUCUGAAGAUUCAAUCAGUCCGAAACAAAAGCAUGGCAGAAGAUACUCUAUUCCAAUCGGUGCUGUUCAAAUGCAAAUGCCAAAAAUAGCACUCCCAGUUAAACUUGUAAACAGAAUGUUUAAACCAUUUGGAAAAGCUGGAAAAAGGGUUAGCAAUAUUUUCUAUGGCAAACAUAAUGAAGGGAAACUGAAAGAGUAUCGUCGGGAUCCAAUAACUUGGGCAAAAAGGAGGUCAGAAAAGACGCUAGAUAAAUUCUUAAACGAUAAACAGGAGGAUCAUCUUCGAGCAGUGAUCAGUGAAUUUAUGCGAGAACCAAAAGACUUUCUGAGAGAUAUCGAGAGGAAAAUUCCCGCCAUGGUGGAAACAAACCAGAAAAACAUGGAUCACAUAUCCAUGUGCCGAAAGGAGGGUUCUUCGUCUCGUGAAGUGUAUGAACGAAUGAUGGAAAACUUAGAGCAUCUAAAGCGAACGGUAACGGACUAUGGUGAAGGUUACAUUUUUGUGAAUGACUUUGGUGUUGAUGACAUUCAAAUAAUUACUAAAACACCUAGUGAAGGACGAUCAUCAGUGCCGUUUGAUGUUUCCCAAAUGCUUGAAAGUAUUGCAUCUUCUACUGCUACAUGGAACCAGAAAGUUAUUCCUAGAAGUCUAUGGUCUGCUCAACAGAAUGGUAUUCUUAUAGCGAACAACAAAGAAGAACCAGUUACUAUAAGGAUCUACCUAAAAAAUGCAAGAAUAGAAAACACAGAUUCAGAAGUGGCUAAAUUGAGGCUUUUAAAAAAUGAAAAUGUCGCAGAAUUGUUAGGUAUCCAGAAUUCAGAUCAUCCAACACCAGCUUUUGUGUUUCUCGGGAAUCUCCAGCCACUAUGUCGGUUUAUCAAAAGCAGAUUUAUAAAUUUUAAGGAAGAUAUACCAAGAAUAUUACAUGAAAUUCUAUACGGCCUUGAAUACAUACACAGGAAGAAAAUGGUACACAUGGAACUGAAUCAGAAUACAAUUGUGAUCGACGACAAUCAUGUUGUUAAACUCUGUGGAGCAUGCCAGCCGAAGGUCGCUCCAUUACCAGAAGAUAAGGGUAGAGUGCUUGCGGGAGACUUCGUUUACCUCAGCCCAGAAGUUCUAAAUGGAGAUCUCUAUGUUGCAUGUGCGGACAUUUAUGCUUUUGGUCUCUUAGUAUUUGAGAUUUUAGUGGGACCAGCUUUUAAAGACCAACGUCAGCAACUUCUUUCGGAAUUCAUCGAUAACUGCAAGCCAUGUGCAUUAAAUGGCUGUCCUUAUACACUAGAAAGUUUAUCUCAAAGCACAAAGGAUAUAAUACAAGAUUGUCUUGAUGAUUUCUUAGAGCGUAGGCCUUCUAUUGAAAAUCUCAAUCACUCUGUUUCUAACAUUAGAAAUGAGCCUGUGUUAGUUCGAUUGCAAGAAAUGAAAAAAACUAAUCUUACGGAAAGAAGGAAAUUGUCGUUAGAAAAUAUCGCAUGUUAUGAGAGACUACGCAAGUCGCAAUAUCGUGAAGAAGAGAAAAUUAUUACAGAGAAGCAACCUGGUGUCCUUAGAUCGUCCCAAGAUAUCCAACAUCAGAUAACAAAAGAAGUUGGAUAUAACAACGAAACUUCUACAAGACAAAACAUGGACAAAACAGUGUCAUUCUCAAGGUCGUCAUCAAAUCAGCGAGGAACGAAAGAUCUCUUUGACACUAAAUCAUCCGUAAAUAAAACACAUGCUUCAGCAAGAAAAAGAGCUCCUCUAUCAAAGCAAAUGCGACAGUUAUCGUCUGAAACAGAGCGCUAUGCGGAGGAACAAAAUGAUUCCAUAUCCGAACAAAGUAAUCGGUCAAACACAACACGACCAUCCCAAGUAAGCAUUCUGAGGGCCUCAUCUGAGACAACUCAGCCGACAGGAGAAUCACCGAGAGUAGCAAGAAAAACAAAAUCAUUAGAAGAAAGAGAGGAAAGUGGUUCUACUGGGUCACAAUCUCCCAGCCGAUUAAGACAAUCAUAAAGUAAUACCCUUUGUGUAUGAUAUCGAACUCAUCGCAGACAAUUAUAGAGUGUUAUUUCUGAAGUUAUUUAUUACAAACAUACUGUUUUUGUCUAUCAUAGAAAUUCAUUUAUAUUAUCAUAGAAUGAACAUUAGUGAAUAGUUCAUUGUGUUAUCAAGUAUGAAUUCUUUUAGAUUUAUAAUAAUUGUAUAGUUCCAAUAGAAACUCACGACUGAGUGCGUCGGGAUAUUCUUUUUAUAGUGGUAUGGUGAAAAAAAUACUCUUAAAGUCAUAUGAAACUUCAAAUUUCAAAAAAAAAAAUAAUUUGUUUUAUAUACUUGAAUUGCUAAGUUUUACUAUAAAACAAGUGUACAUGGACUUUCUUGUUAAAGAAAAACCUUUCUAUUAUUAAAAUCAUCAUAAAUGUA